AUGGCUGACUUCGUGCUGCCCAGGCGGAGCGCGGUGGUGGAGCGGCUGCGGAAGCGCAUCGAGCUGUGCCGCCGCCACCACAGCGGCAGCGAGUCCCGCUACCAGUUGGCCUCGGCCGAGUGCCUGGAGCUGGAGCGGCAGCGCACCUUCACCCUCCACCAGCGCUGCCUUCAGAGCAAGACCAAGCGGGCCGGCAAGCACCGGCCGCCCGCCCCGCCCGCCCCGCCGCCACCGCCCGGCCCGCCGGCUCCACCCGCCCAGGCCGACUCGCAGCCCGGUCCGGCCCCGGUCACCGGCGGCACCGGCUUCAGGAACCACACCGCCGCCGCCGCCGCCAACAAGUCGGACUCCCCCAAACCGGCGGGCGGCGCGGGCGGCGCGGAUCCGAGCCGGACAAGCACUUUGCUGGCGUUGCAGGAAUCAGUGAAAAGGAAAUUGAGAGCUGAUGCUUCUCCUUUGAAUGGCGAUCAGCAGAAUGGGUUUGGAGAUGGGAGCUAUCCUGGCACGAAGAAGAUCAGACUGAAUGGGAAAGAUGGAGUAGGGUUGGUUCCAGUGAAUGGAUCCUCCAAUGGUGUGCCAGCAGUCUCUCCUCUCCAUCAGCUGGACGUUAAGCCAGCCAUUGGAGACGACAUGCUUGUCAGCGGGAACCAUCCCAUGGGAUCAUUGGGCGGUUUGAAAAAAGACAGCAAUCCUGACAGCAGUGUCCAGCUGAAUGGGAAAAGCGACGGUAGUCACACAAUCCCUCUGCUCAAAGACUUUAAACAGGAGCCUUUGUGUGAUUUAGGGUGCAUGAAUCCAACAGGCAGCUCUCUGAGCCAGAACAACAUGUUCCCUGAUAUUAACCUGAAUGAGCAGGAAUGGCAGGAGUUGUUUGAUGAGCUGAACAGGUCUGUGCCUGACCAAGAUAUCCAGGAUCUUUUCAAUGAGGACUUCGAAGAGAAAAAGGAUUCUGAGCCCACAGUAUCCUCCGACCAUCCUUCUCUUCCAGACAACAUCAGCGUAAAGAUUGAGCUUUGUCAGCCUUCCUAUGAACACGAGCAGAUGGGAUCUCCACAGACGAGGCCAACGUCAUCUGGACCUACAUUUUCCAGUUGCCCCAUGGCUUCUGUCAGUGCUGCUCCUGUAGUGACUGGUGUCUCCCAGACUAUGCCACAAGUGCCAGGCCUGCCUCUGGUAGCUGCCAGGCCCGUAUCCAGUGUAUUGUUGCCUGGGAAUGCUGCUAGAGCAAUGGAGCUGAAUCACGCACAGCAGCUUCAGCAGAUGGCUGCCAAGCAGCAGAGAGUUCAGCUGAUGCAGAAGCAACAAGUGCAACAGACGCAGCCAAACCAGGUGCCAAACUGGUCAGCGGCACCUGCCCAAAGCCCCAUUGCUAGUGCCUACAGCCGUGAGCAGCCCAGCAGCCCCUCACUAUAUCAACAGGACUUCAGCCAGAAACUUCCAAUGGCCAGUAUGCCACCAAAGAGCUCCCCAAAGGCUGGCAGCAGCUACCUGCAGCCAAAUCAUGUCGGUAUGCUAAGCCACCAGCCUCCCAGUUCAGGACAGACCUCCACCAGCAGCCAGGCUGCUCUCUUCAGCUAUGCCAACACUAAACGCUUGUCUCAUUUUGAAAUGAAUCACAACCAAAGGUCGGCCCAUCAGAACAAAGGUACCGUGUUUACGUACAUUCAGCAGCGGCACAUCAGCGAUGAGCAGAAACCCAAGGACCUUCACACGACUGCCAUGCCUUACAGACCUCACCUGCAGCUCAGCCAGGAACAAACAGCAGCCACUGUAGCCAGAGUCUCAAGCUCCAUCCCAGGGCCAGGACCAGGGCCGGGAGCCCAGCCUCCUCCUGUUGUCAUACCUGGGAACCACGGCAACGUCGCCUAUCUCAGCAGCCAGCGCGCAGCUGCACUGAAGCAGCACCAGCUGCUGAUGGACCAGCAGAAGCAGCAAGAACAGCAGCAGUUACAGCUACAGCUUCACAGACAGCAAAUACUGGCUGAGCAGGAGAAGCAGCGGAAGCAGCAGGAACAGCAGCUGCAGAGACACCUGACCAGGCCCCCCCCUCAAUACCAGGACCAGCAACAAACCCCCUACCAUGUGGAGCAGCUCAACCAGUUUCAGGGUUCCUCUCAAGCUCUUCCACCCGUUGGAACUCUGGCACCAAAUGCUAAUAGCCCAAGAAUGUUCUCUCUGAAUCCAAACCUGCGCCAGAUGGGCCCAGGCCAGAAUUCAGUCCCUGGUGCUGGGGCUAGUCAGCCUGAGCUGGGGCUGCCUCAGUAUGGAAACAUACACAGCGUCCAACAGGGAUUAUACAACAUGGGCUCAAACCUGAGCCAGAUGCUUCCACGUCCUGUCCAAGGCACAAUUGGAAAUGGACAACAUUCAAAUCAAUUACAGAGACAGCCCAGUAUUGGACACGCAGGUGCUAUGGUUACAGGCUAUGGGCAGAAUCUUUUAGCAAAUUCAAACCUUGCACAGCAGCACAAUAAGGGGCCAGUGAGCCAGCCAGUCUCCAAGGCCCAUCCACAGAGACUACCGGGCUCCAUGGCAAGUCAGAGUCCCACUUGGCAGCAUCAGGGGCUCCAAACUAUGAACAACCAGAAUCAAGCGAGCAGUAAUUUAGUGGCUUUCAACAGUACCUCAACGUUCCACAUGCAGACAGCUCAGCCCAAAAUGGCCACCCAGCAGUUUGCCCAGGGAAUGCCGCGAGCAGGUCUCAACCCAACCAGACCCAUGGGAUCCAUCGGCUCGACUGUUGGUGGGCAAAUAAUUGCUGCAUUAGGGGCACCUCAGACAAGGACAAACCAGCCCACGCAGCAGCCGGCUCCGGGUUUAACCCAGUCUGUUGCAGAUAUGACAACUUUUCCUGCAGGUCAGCAACUGCCUACAAGAGGUAACCCCCACUGCAGUCAGGGGUAUCAGGUAAGAAACGCCAACCAGGAACUGUCUUUCAGCUAUGGCAGCCAGUCAGGAGGCAACACGCUACAAGGCUUAGCUAGUGACGCAGACCCACUGAUUGAUUCUUUGCUGAAAAACAGGAUUACGGAGGAGUGGAUAAACAAUUUGGAUUUGAACUUCUAGGAUCUCCCCGUUGAGUGUGGUUUGCUUACUUUAUGUGGAAUUGGUGGAAAAUGUGUAACCAUGGCUUUUUAUAUAUUAAAACAAAGUGGGACCAAAAAGAACCCUGUGGUGCACGGCAGAUAACUUUGUGGUUGGGAACAGUUCUGUAGACAGCUUUCUCACAAGUUUCAGGGCAAGUUACAUAAGUUUUUUUUUAAAAAGAUUAAACGAUGAAUGAAAAUAUUUUACAUAAAAUGUACAAUAUUUAAUAUAACUAAAUACAAUUGGCCUAUUGUACAUUUUCCCUCCAAUCGAUAGGAAAUCAGCACCAGGCCAUAUCUAAAGCCAUCCACUUGAGCAAACAUUGUCUUCCACUCUGAUCUCAAGACACAAAUAUUGUUUGCCAGGAAAGAGAUUAACUGGGAAUGUGGAAAAUCUGUCAUUAAAAUCCAACGGACAAUACGUAAAUCAGCAUCGGAAAGAGGGGCUUCAAAUCCCACCUGAAAUCUUAACCUAAUCCUUCCUGCGCAAUAUUCUUGAGAACACUUGAGCACUGAUUGUGGAUUUCUGUGCCGUAAGUUUUGGGUGAGGAAUUUUUACUCUGCAUUUUCACUUUCUUUCGUCUCCCAGUCUGUGGGCUUUACUGAGCUGUUGAAAGGGAUUGCAACAGGGCUGAUGAUGGACAAAUGGUACACUGUUCUGCACGUUUCAUACUAUGUAUUUUGCAUUUAUUUAAAGUAGUUCCCGGUAGUCCUAGGGUGUUGUUUUAAACACAAAGAUAAGGAUCCAACCAUCAGAUCCCACCAUCAUCAUUUUAGUUCAUUACAUCUGUCCAAGGGGACAGGUUACUGAAUGUAAAAUCUGGUACCAACUAAAAGAUGACAAAAAAUAAAUUCAGUGAUUUCACGAAUGUGCACUAAAUGUGGCAGCGUGAAUACCGCUAUCUAUAAUGAUUGACUAAAAUUGUGCUCUCCUAUUUUACUUUAGGUUUUGAACCACUGAUGGUAGAUCUUUGUAAAGAUGAUUUCUGACCGAUUGGCCGAGGGUGGGGGACCGUAAAAUCCUAGUGUGUCCAGGGUGGUUUCCUGUGAUACUCCCUGAAACAGUGAUCCUCUGCUCUUGAUCUUUGAUUGGUUUAAGAUUGGUUUGAGAUUAGCAAACUCUGAACUUACUUAUACUAACUACUCAAUAGAUAUUUACCCUCCAUAAUGAACUAUUAAGUGAUCACAAAUGCGAUUUUGCAAGGUUUUUUUGACGUCCCAUGUCAUUGCUGGGAGGAAUUUUUGUACCUCCAUGGCAGGCAGGAAGUACAUGUUCAAGAAUCGCCUUAAAAUGAAAAAGAAUGAGAUUGGUAUGAGUUCACUACCACUCAAAGACUAUGUUUUCCCUAGACUCGACAGCCCGGCAUCACACUAUUUAUAUAUAAAGGUACAAGUAGCCAUCACACAGUGAACCUUUUAAAGCAAACUUGUUUGAAAUGUCCUGAGAUAUGGGGAGGCUUUGCUUAGCCUUUCACAAGCCCAGAUUAAAACUGAUCAUAUUUUUAAUUGCACUCAGCACCUUGUACCUUUCAUAGGGAGCUGGAAAGUCAGAGCAAGCCCCUUACUGUCCCCAACCACCCAUUCCCCCUGUCCUUGGUUUAUGAGUUGUUCUUGCAAAUGCACUGCUCUUCAGUAAUGGUGCUUUACAGCUUAUUCAUGUCAAAGUGGUCGAAUUUAUGUGUAAAUAAAUGUUUACAUUUUUAUAUAAAAAAGAAAUGUUUCUGACAAAAGUAUCUAGCUGUUUGUCUGUAAUAUAUUUUUACAUUUUAUAGUUUUAAAGAAAUUGUAUUUCUUGCUCUGAAUUUUGUACGUCUUAACCCAGCACUUGAUGACUGUAUUGACGUCACUAGCUCUGCCUAACUGUACCUUUGUAUACACUGAUUACUGUAACGUGAGGCUUUCACCUCACAGUGUAGAAUUUAAAAGGUGGAAAAAUACAUGUGGCCAAAUCUGGUUUUAAUUUUUUUUUGUGACAUUGAAGCAAUCAGCCCAGGCUGCUAUGGCACACUAUAAAAUUCAGCUGCUCUGAUGUUUUUCUGCCAGGCAGUACGUUAGUGGCCUCAAGCUCCUCGAGUAAUUUGUACUCCAAAAUGUGUUGGGAGUCUUUGGUACUCGUCACUUGCAACAAGAAAAAAAACUUUUGUCUUUCGUGCAUUGUAAAGAUUUUAACAAAGAAAGUAAAAUCUUGCAUUUGCUAAGGUUACCAAGUUAAUGCAUUUCAUUCUCUGUAUCUUUUACUUCCUCUUUUGAACGUAAACUCAGACUGAUGACUGGUGUUUCAUUACAGUAGAAUGUAAACACAGAAAAUCGUGUCAAGAGCUUUGAGAUGUCCUCGCAAUAUAAAGGGCUUCAUAUCAAAUGUAAGAAUUAUUUAUGUAUUGUUGUAAACAUGGGAUGGCAAACUAAAGUGACUAAAAUCUGGUGCCUACACAGAAUCCAAACCUGUGUGAAACUAUGUCGAACGUACAUCACAUUUCUAAAUUCACUUGUUCCAAGAUUGUUUGCCUACAGAGAAGGUAGAAUUGUAUUGUGCAAUCUGCUUUAUUGGAGCAGUUAACAUGUUAGUUGUGAAAGGCAGGCUGUCAGCUUUAAAUAGCUUUGGGUUUUCUGGUGGAAACAACUUAUCUUGAAUUUCUGAUCUUCACAGCAACCCCAAAACAACAACAAGAUUACAUUUGUAUAGCUUAUCGUGCUUUUAGCAGGGACUCUGCAACACAAUUAAACUGAGCUGAAACUUACUUGAAUUCAACUGCUUCUCACACCAAUGCUUUAUGUUGUAUCCAUCAUAAUUCAUUCUUCUGAACGAGAUCUGGCCACAGUGUUAUUUUCUGGCUCAAAGCGACACAAAUAGCUGUAACUAUUAUUCCAGCCAUCAUUCGCAAAUAAAGACUCCAUGAUCUUUUUAUAA
Molecule: messenger RNA, 5994 nt
Organism: Callorhinchus milii (elephant shark)
Lineage: Eukaryota; Metazoa; Chordata; Chondrichthyes; Chimaeriformes; Callorhinchidae
Gene: maml1
Product: mastermind-like transcriptional coactivator 1
Exons: 5
Coding region: 1-3066 (1021 amino acids)
Biological process (GO): Notch signaling pathway; positive regulation of transcription of Notch receptor target
Cellular component (GO): nucleoplasm; nuclear speck
Molecular function (GO): transcription coactivator activity
Source: RefSeq, a predicted model, not a curated record